AGGUCAGUAAAUAUUGGUGAUGUCACGGAGCCAACAUGGCGGAAGGGGAGGAUGGGGGCUGGUGGCGAAGCUGGCUACAGCAGAGUUACAACAGUGUACGAGACAAGUCUUCAGAGGCUUUGGAGUUUAUGAAGAGAGAUCUGUCCGAGUUUUCCCGGGUUGUGCAGCAUGACACAGCUUGCACUAUUGCUGCCACGGCUUCUGUUGUCAAAGACAAACUGGUGGUGGAAGGAUCUUCGGGAACCACAGAAAAAGUGAAGAAAGGUCUUUCAGAUUUCCUAGGCGUCAUUUCUGACACAUUUGCUCCAUCUCCCGAUAAGACGAUUGACUGUGAUGUGAUUACACUGAUGGCCACACCUUCUGGAACGACAGAACUUUAUGACAGUACUAAGGCACGUUUAUACUGUUUGCAGUCUGAUCCAGCAACAUAUUGCAAUGAACCUGAUGGCCCUCCUGAGCUGUUUGAUGACUGGUUAACCCACUGGGACACUGAGCAACGGAAAGCUGAAAUAUCUGAUCUCCUAGUUUCCAGCCCAUCCAUCCGUGCACUCUACACCAAAAUGGUUCCUGCUGCUGUUUCUCACUCUGAAUUCUGGCAAAGGUAUUUCUAUAAAGUACACCAACUGGAGCAGGAGGAAGCAAGGAGAGACGCUUUGAAGCAGAGAGCAGAUCAGAGUGUUCAUUCCGAGGAGCCGAGGUGGGAGGAGGAAGAAGAGGACUUUAUUGGAUCCGGAUCCCCACGUGUUUCAAAUAUUGAGAAAUUUAGGAUAUCUUCACCUGCCAUUCCAGCCUUUAAUGUGCAAACCAGUUCUGAGGAGCCAAACCUACAGUGCAGAGAAACUGUUUGUGUGACAAGCCCCUCUGAGAGCAGUGAAAGCAUCUCCCCAAUCACUCAGAUUGACAACCCUGCUUACCAUGGACCUAAAGCUCCAGCUGAAUCCUCUGCCAUUCCAGCUGCAGGAGCUGAAGAGGUACAAGACGAAAAAUCAGAUGAAAACGUAGCCCUAGUCUCCGAGGAACACUCAGUGGCCAAAGCCAAUACACAGAGCUCCAUUCGAAAAGAUGAGCAACCCUCUGAUCUCCGUGUGUUUGAACUUAACAGUGACAGUGGCAAAUCAACACCUUCUAACAAUGGACAGAAAGGGUCCAGCACGGAUGUCAGUGAGGACUGGGAGAAGGACUUUGAUAUGACAGAGGAGGAGGUACAGCUGGCCUUGUCUCGUGUAGAGGUAUCUGGAGAGUUGGAAGACGAAGACUGGGACAACUGGGAGAAUUAGUGGAGAGAGAUCACUGCUUAUUCAUCAUGAUUACAAGGGAUGAGUCUAAAUCUUUCACCUCUGACCUUCAUCUACCUGUCAGGCUCCCAGAUGUAACAUGUUCCUUUGACCCACACUCGGCUCAUGAACAGGAAAGACCAAAUGUGUCAUCUAGAUUGCACUGGCAUGGUUUUCUAGGACAUGGCUGAUUUCAUUAUUCUGUUCUCUUUAUCCUUUCGCUGCCAGAGCCCGCAGUUACAUGUAGAUAUAAGGAAGCUAAUUCCUGUAUGACCUGUUCCUUGCUGUCUGGGUGUGGUUACAUGCAGUCACUCUUGUCUUUUGGCAGGACUGCCUUGUAAUUGCUUUUUUUUCUUGUACAGAGUUUUAGAUGCACACGUUGAUGUGAGAACUAGGCAGAGAUCUAGUUACUAACGUGGCCAUAUAUAGUCUGUCCUGCUGCCCAAUAAAAUGGCUGAUUCUGGUGCAGGCAUAAUUUGCAUUAAAACUGUUGUCACAGUGCUGGGCUAGCUUAAGGGAAUUUAUUUAUGCAA
Messenger RNA from Nanorana parkeri, 1807 nucleotides. It is a transcript of the gene BSDC1, whose product is annotated as BSD domain containing 1. Gene Ontology annotation, cellular component: cytoplasm. The coding region runs from base 36 to 1277 and encodes 413 amino acids. The record is from RefSeq and is a predicted model, not a curated record. The transcript has 11 exons. NCBI's taxonomy places the organism in Eukaryota, Metazoa, Chordata, Amphibia, Anura, Dicroglossidae.